Messenger RNA from Perognathus longimembris pacificus (Pacific pocket mouse), 597 nucleotides. Its product is annotated as olfactory receptor 502-like. Bases 1 to 597 code for a protein of 198 amino acids. Gene Ontology annotation, cellular component: membrane. Gene Ontology annotation, molecular function: G protein-coupled receptor activity; odorant binding; olfactory receptor activity. Gene Ontology annotation, biological process: G protein-coupled receptor signaling pathway; sensory perception of smell. The record is from RefSeq and is a predicted model, not a curated record. The transcript has a single exon. Lineage: Eukaryota; Metazoa; Chordata; Mammalia; Rodentia; Heteromyidae.
AUGGAUUCCCUGGUGGAGGGGAACCACACUGCAGUGACAGAGUUCAUUUUAUUGGGCUUAACACAGGAUCCAGUCCUUCGGGUCAUCCUCUUCAUCAUCAUCCUGGGUAUCUACCUGGUCACCAUAUCUGGCAAUCUCUGCACAAUCCUUCCCAUCAGAGUCUCCACUCAGCUCCACCACCCCAUGUACUUUUUCCUCAGCCAUUUAGCUUUUGCUGACAUGGUCUUUUCAUCUUCGGUCACACCCAACAUGUUGGUUAAUUUCCUGGUAGACAGAAAUAUGAUCUCCUACCAUGGAUGUGCCAUCCAGCUUGGCACAGCUGUUUUCUUUGGGGCAGUUGAGUGCUUUCUUCUGGCUGCCAUGGCCUAUGAUCGCUUCAUGGCCAUCUGCUAUCCACUGCUCUAUUCAACCAAAAUGUCCACACAAGUCUGUGUGCAGUUCUUUGUAGUAGCUUACAUAGCUGGUUGUUUAAAUGCUUCAUCCUUUUCUAUUUCUUUCUUUUCUUUGGUGUUCUGUGGAUCGAACAGAGUCAAUCAUUUCUUUUGUGAUUUUGCUUUUUUUGAAGAAAAAGUAACGAAAUGGACAGAUUACUUAUGA